Molecule: messenger RNA, 2043 nt
Organism: Fusarium graminearum PH-1
Lineage: Eukaryota; Fungi; Ascomycota; Sordariomycetes; Hypocreales; Nectriaceae
Exons: 2
Coding region: 1-2043 (680 amino acids)
Biological process (GO): sodium ion transmembrane transport
Cellular component (GO): membrane
Source: RefSeq, a predicted model, not a curated record
AUGGGAGUCCCUCCUUUUCUUCAAAAGGUCGGUAAAUGGCUGUCUCCUCCACCUUCGAAAGCCCAAGAUGGAAGAGAAUCUUGGAACUCAAGGGCUUCUUUCCUCUUGGCUGCAAUGGGUGGUUGCGCCGGUAUGGGAAACCUGAUUCGAUAUCCUUCUCAGGUGUACAACAAUAACGGUCUCCAAUGGUUCAUCCCGUAUCUCAUGUGUGUCUUCCUCAUUGCAAUUCCAGCCCUUAUUCUCGAAGUCAGCAUUGGUCAAGCCUAUCGUGGAGGCUCUGUCGUCGCCUUCAACAACAUCAACCACCGUCUUAAGGGCAUGGGCUUCAGUUUACUGUACAUUGGCUUCAUGGUCACUCCUUACUUCGUUGUCAACCUAUCCUGGAUCAUGAUUUACUUCCGAAACUCGUUCCAGAGCCCUCUUCCCUGGGAGGGACGCGCCGAGGAGUACUACUACCAAGAUGUGGUCCGGAAUGUCGAUCCAAUCCCUGGUAACAAGACUUCCAACAGUGUUCAAGAUUAUGUACAGUAUCCCGGUACUGCUCUCAUCGGAGAGACUGUUGGAUGGACUGCUUUCGUUUGGUUCCUCGUCUGGGUUUCCAUUUUCCGUGGUAUUGGCCAGACUGGCCGUGUCGUCUACUUUACCAUGAGUUUGCCCGUCAUUUUGACUAUCAUUCUCGUCGGUCGUUCUGUCUCCCUUCCCAACGCCGGUCGUGGUAUCAAGCUAUACUUUGGUGAGUGGAAUGGCGAUAAGCUAGCUUCUGGCGAGAUUUGGCAGACCGCAGCAGGUCAGGUUUUCUUCUCGACAGGUGUUGGUUUCGGUUACUUCAGCUCUUAUGCGUCUUACAACCAGAAACACUCCAACGCCGUGAUGGACUCUUGCCUUAUUGUCGGCAGCAAUGUUAUAUUCGAGGGAUUCGCUGCUUUCGCCGCCUUUGGCGUUGUCGGAUUUCUUGGAAUGGCUCCUGUAGAGAACGAGAGAAUAGGAGCUUUUACCAUUGGAUUUUUGACCCUGCCAACGGCGAUCACGCAACUCCCUGGUUCGUCUUUUUGGGCUUUUGCUUUGUUUUUUACGCUUGUUGUUCUUGGCUAUAGCUCCGCUUUCGCCAUGCUCGACGCUGUCGUAACACUUAUCAUGGAUACCAAACCCAGAAUUCGCCGUGAGUGGGUGGUAACAGGCCUUGUUGUCGUCUCGUUCCUCAUCUCCCUGCCUUACUGUACGCAGUUUGGUUAUGCUCUUCUCACUGGUGUUGACCGUUGGAUCAACGAUGUCGCUCUGGUCUUUGUCGUAUUCUCUGAAUGCGCCUUUUCUACCACAUUUUACCGCUGGAGAGAUGUUGCUGGGCAGGUUGGUAAGCCUGCUUUCUUUAUCUGGAACUUUGGAUACUUUGGUGGCAUGGUCCUUGGUGUUGCUGUCGCCCACGCUGUUCAAGCCGAGGCUGGUGCUGGAGUCGGCUUUGGCAUCUUUAUUGUUUGCUCGAUCGUUUCUUGUGUCAUUGGCAAGACACCUGACGAUAUCCCCCCCGCUCUCAGCUUUGGUCCAGAAAGAGGAUUCGUUCGCCGAACUAUUGGUAAGAGCUCGUUUCUCUCAAAGCUCUUCGGCAACGUUUUUGUCAGGCGCUUCUGGUAUAUGGCCUUCUACUCUGGCCAGCAACUUCGAAGAGAUCUCAACGUCAUCGUCGCAACUGGAAAGAACUGGAGUAUCCCCGCAUUCUGGCCUAUUCUCCUGCGUUUUCUCUCAGCGCCUGUCCUCGCUAUCAUCUAUGGUUUCGCUUAUCCCGCCUUCUACGAGCUUCGCGAUGAUCCUCUUCAUAUUCUCGGUUUUGGACUUGCUCACAUUUCCUUGGUUAUUAUUGGACUUGGAGUCUUCCUACCUCGUUGGUACAACAUUAUUAUUCCCCAUGACCGUCGCGAGGAUGGCAAGAUCCCCUACGCACCGAAUGUACUCUUGGAUGGUGAGGAACCUAGGAGGACUGAGUCCAUUGAGACCGGCGAAGGUCCUGGAAUAUCUGAAGGUAGUGAAAGCCAAGAGAAGAAACAAUAA